Dentiscutata heterogama is the source of this 1298-nucleotide messenger RNA. The record is from the annotation of a GenBank genome assembly. NCBI's taxonomy places the organism in Eukaryota, Fungi, Glomeromycota, Glomeromycetes, Diversisporales, Gigasporaceae.
CACCACUCUCGAUUCUCAGUUCGCUAUCAUUUUUAUAUAACAUCUAUCCUACUUCCUCAGAACAAAAAUCCACUUUAUCAAACCAAAAAUCCACUUCAUCGAACCAAAAAUCCACUUCUUCAAAACAAAAAUCCACUUCAAAACAAAAAUCCACUUCAUCAAAACAAAAAUUUGCCUCAUCAAAACAAAAACCCAUUUCAUCAGAACAAAAAUCCAUUUCAUCAGAACAAAAAUCUACUUUGUCAGAAAAACCUAUCCUAUCAGAACAAAAAUCCGUCUCCUCUUUCAUUUCCAAGAAUUUUUUCAGGGUCAAUUCUACCUCUGUAAAGUCACGCAAAAUAUUUAAUAAUUAUGUCGCUUUUGGUGAUUCCUUCUCUGAUAACGGAAAUAGUUACAAAUUGACAAAUAAAGUAUGGCCAAAUGAUGUAAACUAUAAAGGCCAUUUUAGUAAUGGUAAAGUUUGGACUGAAUAUCUUGCUGAACUACUCAAUAUUAAGUUGACAAAUUACGCUUAUGGUGGCGCUACCUCAAAUAGCGAGUUUAUUCAAGGAUGCACGGGUCCUAAAGCUGAGUUCCAUGUAUACGGAAUUAAGCAACAAAUUGAAAUGUUUAUUGCUGCUAAUACUAUAUCAAAUAAAUCCAAAAAAGCAAAGAAAAAAGCAAAGAAAAUUAAAGAUUUUAGUAGAACUUUGUUUUCGGUAUGGGACACGGGAAAUGACUAUUUCUUUUCCGAAAUGUCUGCAUCACCACUUGAAGUAGUACAAUCUUUAAUCGACGCUCUCCAUCUUCUUGUAAAAUCUUUUCCAACCAUUAACACUAUCCUAAUACCUAAUAUCCAUGAUCUGUCUCGAAUUCCUGCUUAUAAAACAAGCAAUAUAGAAGAAAAGACAAGAAUAUCUAAACUUAUCGAAUCUCAUAAUAAAUAUUUACUUGAACAUUUAGUAAAAUUUAACAGAGAAACUGGUGUGAAAAUAAUAUAUUUAAAAAUUGAUAAAUUUUUUAAAGAAUUACAAACUAAAGAUGGUAUGAACUGUUUUGGAAUUACGAAUUGUGUGGAUGCAGCCGUUAAUUUAUAUAAUAAUUCUGAUGAAAUAGUAAUUGAUUUAAAUAUUGAUCAAGAAAACAAAGACACUUUCUUUUUUUGGGAUGAUUACCAUGCAACAACAUUAGUUCACGAUGCUUUAGCAAAUCUUUCCUUUGAAAUUUUAGAAAAUUUAAAUUCCCCAUUUUCGAUACGUAAAAGAAAUAGUUUUGCUACAAAAACUUUCGUAUUAACUUUGGGUGAUUAUAUGCAGUAA